AUGGAGUACGAAAACGAACAGCGCGGCUACGAUGACGAGCCUCGCGGCUAUGAACGCGACCGCAGCAGGUCUCCGCGUGGUGACCGUCGCGACGAUGGCGCGCGCGCCCGCAGCGCCUCACCGGGCGGCCGCGACAGCCGUGGCCCGCCGCCAGAGCGCAGGGACGAUGACGACGAGAGCCGCAACUCAGGCUCCAACCUCUUCGUCACCGGCAUCCAUCCUACUCUCAGCGAAGAGGAGGUCACCCGUCUCUUCGAGAAGUAUGGCGAGGUAGAGCAGUGUAACAUCAUGCGCGAUCCUCACACUAAGGAGUCUCGCGGCUUUGGCUUCGUCAAGAUGGUCACCUCCGAGCAGGCUGACGCAGCAAAGGAGGGUCUACAAGGAGAGGUUCACCAGGGCCGGACGCUCAGCAUUGAGAAGGCUCGCCGUGCGCGUCCUCGUACUCCCACCCCGGGCAAGUACUACGGACCGCCCAAGCGUGGUAAGUCUGCUCGCUGUCUGCAGCGUACAUGCCGUGCUAAUUACAUUGCAGAGUUCGGUGGACGUGGCGGCCGGGGCGGCGGCCCUCGCUACAACGAUCGCUACACUGAUGACCGCCGCGGCGGUUACGGCCGACGCGACGACUACGGUUCCCGCAGCUCAAGAUACGACGAUCGCGGCUACGGUGGCGGCCGUCGCGACGACUACGGUCCUCGUGGCGUCGACCGUUAUGCUUCUGACCGCAGCUACGGUGGCAGGGAUGGCGGCCGCGAUGGAGGACGCGAUGGCGGACGCGAUGACCGCCGGGGUGGUGGAGGUGGCUACUACGACAGGCCCCCGCCCCCAGCUGCUGGCGCCUACGACGCCCCUCCUCCGCGCGAGGCGUACGGCGGUGGAGGACGCUCGUACGAGGGUGAUUACGAUCGCUCAUACCGCUAG
Messenger RNA from Alternaria metachromatica, 918 nucleotides. RefSeq lists its product as uncharacterized. The transcript is spliced from 3 exons. Lineage: Eukaryota; Fungi; Ascomycota; Dothideomycetes; Pleosporales; Pleosporaceae. The record is from RefSeq and is a predicted model, not a curated record. Gene Ontology annotation, biological process: positive regulation of mRNA splicing, via spliceosome. The coding region runs from base 1 to 918 and encodes 305 amino acids. Gene Ontology annotation, molecular function: RNA binding. Gene Ontology annotation, cellular component: spliceosomal complex.